Molecule: messenger RNA, 989 nt
Organism: Spodoptera exigua (beet armyworm)
Lineage: Eukaryota; Metazoa; Arthropoda; Insecta; Lepidoptera; Noctuidae
Source: the annotation of a GenBank genome assembly
UGUGUAACGUAACCUGUGGAUUGGGAUACCAGCUAAGAUCGAGAUCCUGUCAUUUUAUCGACGAAAAGAAUAGAACCAUUGACAGUUCUUCGAAAUCAGAGAAAAUAAUUCUAGAUCAAACAGCGUGUAAGGGCUCGACAGUUGAUAAAAGGAAAUGUCAUAUGCCUCCCUGCGAUGUGGAUGAGUCAAAGCCCCGCUGGUCGAUGUGGUCCCGAUGGUCGGAGUGUUCAGUGACUUGCGGUGUAGGCACUCAGGCGCGAACCAGACGGUGCAAAACUAAAGCCAAGUGCGAGGGCGAUAACGUACAGAUAAAGAAGUGUCCUGACUUACCGCUCUGUAGUCCAGUUUUAAACCAAAGUAGUGAAAAUGAAGUUAGUGACAACAAUAACAACAACGAGGACAAUAGUGACCCUGAUUCUUACCUUCCAGACCUAACGUUUGAAAUUCAACCAGAAACAAUUAACUCAUAUUCCUCUCCGGACGUUGAAGAAUUUUAUAGCACAUCAGGGUCACAAGCAACUACAGUUUUCUUCGAUAUAAGUGUGACGGAAAAUUUGGAUCACAGUGACAGAGGCCCGUGUGAUCCUGGGUACAGGCACAAUGCUACGUUGAGUACCUGUGAAGACAUCGACGAAUGUUUGCUGGAGACGAACCAAUGUCACUCAACACAGAUUUGCGUGAACACGGAGGGAGCGUACCGGUGCUCAUGUCCUCCCGGGUACCUCGCACUGGCGGCAGGACAGAGGUGUUUAGAUAUAAACGAAUGCGAGUUGGAGACGGACGGGUGUUCGCACUCGUGCGUGAAUACAGCGGGCGGGUACGCGUGUGCCUGCCCGCGACAUCUGCGUCUACACGUCGAUAAACAUCAUUGUGUUACACAAUUCUUAGAAAGAAAAAUUUACGACGAAUUGAAUCUAACCUCUAAAGAAUUACUAUUGUAUGCUCAUAAAAAUAACAACAGGUCUCUCAAAAAACAGGUUAGACCGUAA